Molecule: messenger RNA, 3664 nt
Organism: Cydia amplana
Lineage: Eukaryota; Metazoa; Arthropoda; Insecta; Lepidoptera; Tortricidae
Gene: Eip93F
Product: mushroom body large-type Kenyon cell-specific protein 1
Exons: 8
Coding region: 523-2685 (720 amino acids)
Biological process (GO): regulation of transcription by RNA polymerase II
Cellular component (GO): nucleus
Molecular function (GO): DNA binding
Source: RefSeq, a predicted model, not a curated record
CGCGUGCACUCAGUGCAGUGUCGACCAUCCACGCGCGCACCCGUCGGUCGAAAACCCCAAAUUAGAAAUAGAAAAACGUAUUUACGAUUUCCACGCGACGUGCGAGCGAGACAACCAUACUUCACUCGUGUCAAUUCAACGAUGGAAAGCAUUCAGUAAUUUCGUUGUGUUUACGCGCGGCACCGAGUCAACGCGGCCUAUUUCGAGCUGUCAAAUCGUACCAUGAGACGAACGUACUGUAACACCGUUGGGGAAACGGGGUAGUGUUUUUUUAACCUAACCUACGACAAUUCAGUUGCGCGCGAGCGUCGCCCCGAACGCGACACGAACACGAACGAAGCCCGAAUUUAUAUACAGAUGUUCGAAAUUCAAAAAGUGUAACCAAACUGCUCAAUAUUGUGAUUUAUACUAGAUACUAGUGCCUUACGGACCCACGUGAUGUCAUAGUGCAAAACUAGGUUAUAUGUGAACUAUCUUUAUGGACAGUGGUGCUGAACGACACAGGGUUGCCGCUCGAGUGCCAUGGCGGAGUGUUCGUUCGCGCGCUGCCAGCAGGAACGACGCGCGAUCCGCAAAGAACUUCAGCGGUGGACCAAGAACAUGGUGUACAUACUCGGUCUAGAACGGGUGGCAGAGGAGUUGAUGGGUCGAAGAAAAUGGAAACUCUAUCAAGACGCGAUCCUACCCAAGCGCGACGGCGAGCCCUCGAGCGACGAGUCCAUGCCUUCCACGGACCCCCCUCCAGCCCUCAAGAUCAAGACCAUAGAGCAGAUCAACGAAGACAAGCCAGAAGAAAAAAGGCCAGAGACCAUAUUAGAAAGACUGAUCAAGACCCCAGCUACUGUCCCAAAGGUGGAGAUGGUAGAAGAACCGUCAGAUUGGAAGCCAUCGGACAAGUGUUACUUCUGCGUGGAGGGUGAGGGUGGAGGGGAGGCGCGGCCGGGCGGCGCGGCGAGUCCGGCUUCCGAGUCCGACAGUAGUUCCGUCUCCGGCGCGAAGAGUCCGGCCGCCGCUCCCCCCCAACUGCUGCAACACCUGCUGCAGAUGCAGUUGCAGGCGCAGAGUCCGCAGGCUAUUGCACAGCUGCAGCAGAUGAUCGCGACGCUGGCCGCGCUGGGCACGGGGCUGGUGCCGCCAGCGCUGUCGCAGGCGUGGCUGAUGCAGAGGCUAGCUCCCCGGCUACCUGACAGGCUUCAAGAUGUUGAGAAGGCAUCAGCACCGAGCGCCUCACCAACCUCUGCAGAACAACCCCUGGAUCUCAGCGCCAAGUCCACCUCCAGCACGAGUGGCACGCCACCGCCUGACGCCAAGGAUAACGCCAGAUUGAAACGCGCAAUACUCGAUGGCGGGCCCUGCAACAGUACCGCGCGGCGGAACUACACCGAAGACGAGCUCCAGUCAGCCCUCCGGGACAUCCAGUCCGGGCGGCUCGGGACCCGCCGGGCAGCCGUCGUCUACGGCAUACCCCGGUCCACCCUUCGCAACAAGGUCAACAAGUUUGGACUCGCCGCGGAACCCGCCGACUCCGACCCCGACUCCGACCCUGAACGACCCGACUCGCCGCCCUCUGUUAUCCUCAAAAUACCCACAUUCCCACCCCCUGACGAUAAAAGCCCAUCACCCGCAACCCCAGGGGCACCAGUCGCACCUGUAACUCCAAUUCUACCGCCACAACCACCCCUGAACACACCGUCUCCGCUCCUGCUCCCGGCGUCUGUCUUCGCAGAUCCGCCUUCCUCACAACAUCUCUUCACGUCGUUGAGCGACGUCAUAGCAAAGAGUAUAAGCCAAAAGUUCCAACAGCCGCUAGAAAGGCCCCAUGAUUUCAUGCGACUUCAGCAAGACAGGCACGUAUCCGUCAUUAAAACGCCACCGGACAACUCUAGAAAUUUUUCGGGUCCUAGCAACUCUCGCGCUCCUACGAACAAUAACGGACAACCCGCUACGGGCAAGGGAACUAGACCUAAGAGAGGAAAAUAUAGGAACUACGAUAGGGAUAGCCUGGUGGAAGCGGUGAAGGCCGUGCAGAGAGGCGAGAUGUCGGUUCACCGUGCCGGUUCGUACUACGGCGUGCCGCAUUCGACUCUCGAAUACAAAGUCAAAGAGCGGCAUCUGAUGAGGCCGCGUAAACGCGAGCCGAAGCCGCCUCAGGACGUGAAGCCGCAGCCUCCCAAGCCGCCGCCGCCGAAGCCGAUGACCAAGCCGUUCACCAACGGUCUCAACGGGCCCGAGACGCCCGGGUAUCCGCCGAGCUACUUCUGGCCGGGAGCCGGCUUCCCGGCCCCGCCCGCGCCGGACCUUUACGCGUCGCAUAUGAUGCGUCGGCUCAGAGAAGAAGCGCCGCCGCCGGCGAACGGGAGUUUCCUGGAGGGAAUCAUACGGUCGAGUCUGGAAAGGCCCGGUGCGGCGUUGCUGCAACGGUUGACGGGGGAGCCGCGACCGCCGGCGCCGAACUCAGACGCGCCGAGUCUCCUUCGGCGGCUAGCGGGAGGCGACGAGGAAGGUCCAUCGGCGCGCCGAGCUCGCAUCGACUCCUCGGACCGUCAGCUCGCGGCUGAGAUGCGGGAAGCGGUACAGCGGCUCCGAGCGGACAAGAUGAGGCCCCGCAACGGGACGCCCACGCCGCCCGCGUGCGGGGCACUGUCGCCGCCGCCGCCGCCCGCCGCGCCGCCCGACCGCGCCUAGUAUCCGCAGUACUACCCUUUCCAGUGAUACGUGACGUAGUGGCGUCGCGUUCGCCCACGGAUUUUGAAAGACGUUCCGAUCUCCUCAGUCUUUGUGAUAAUUAUUAUGUAAAGUACAUUCCGUUGGGAGAGGGAAGCGGCCGAAACGUAAAGCCCGUUAGCGUGCCUCGCCGGCCGCUCGGCCCCUCCGCGCACCGGUCGGAUCUAACUCUGUGCCUGGGCCGUUAAAGUGUGCCCGUCUCAAGUUUCUACGUUACAUUAGAGUGCAAUAGACUACAUCGUAAGGAUUUUUCAUACGAAACUCAUGCAUUAUUUACAUGUAUACUGUUGUAGUGACAAUAACGUUAGUUACAGGCUUUUCUUACAUUAGACCGACGCUGGGUUUUCAUUUGUUUACACAUCUAUAGCUUUCGUAGUUCCGUUUCCGUUCCGCAACCGUCUUUAGUCCAGCUCUAUCACAUAUAUACAUCGACACAUAAUCACCAAAUAACACAAUAGUUACCUACAGACACACCCAGUUCAAUAUAUCACAGCUUUACUAUGAAAUAUCACAAUAAAUAGUUAUAGUACCACGUUCAUGCUCCACUCUUGGUGACUUACAGUGUUAUUCGCUGGGGUAAUAUAAAACUUUCGGGGAAAGACUUGUAGGAUUUCAAACGUCUUGUAAUAUAAAACUGUCGUUUUGUUAGUGACCGUUUGGCUGUAGAUAGCUUGCCGUGGGUGUUUUGCGACAGCGGCAAGUGCUUUUUAAAAUUAAAAUUGAUUUGAUGUCUAUGAUAUUUGUCUGGGAGACGUUCGUAGCGAUCGCCUAAGGAAUGAUAGGUUAGGAUACCACUGAAAGCCACGAAGAUAUAACGAUUGUUCAAAUUCUGGCAAAUCUUUGAAGCCUCAUUUUUGACCUUGUGUUUAAGUAAAAGACAACCAAAAGUUAACGUUAUGAAAUUUAACUAUUUAAAUAAUUUUAAGUAAUAAAAACAAUG